Molecule: messenger RNA, 405 nt
Organism: Lactuca virosa
Lineage: Eukaryota; Viridiplantae; Streptophyta; Magnoliopsida; Asterales; Asteraceae
Source: the annotation of a GenBank genome assembly
AUGAAAGACAAUCCUUCAACUGGAAGCGAGCAAAAUGCGGAUAUUGUCCACAUCAAACUAAUGAGAAACAACACGUUUGUGACUGUGACCGAUUCGAAAGGGAAUAAGAAAAUGGGGGCGAGUGCGGGAUGUUUGGCGGAAAUGAAAGGCGGGCCCAAGGUUUCGAAAUAUGCGGCUGAAGCGACGGCUGAACAUGUGGGACGCGUGGCGAAAAGUAUGGGGUUGAAAUCGGUUGUUGUGAAGGUUAAUGGGUUUACUUUUUUUAAGAGGAAGAAGUUGGCGAUUUUGGGGUUUAGAGAUGGGUAUACGCAUUCAAGAUCUGAUAGGAAUCCGAUUGUGUAUAUUGAGGAUACGACUAGAAAGCCACAUAAUGGGUGUAGGCUAAGGAAACAACGACGUGUGUGA